GUGUGGAGGGCAGGGCAUAAAGAGGAUAGCAUAUUAUAGCAACCAGAUUACGAAGUUUUUGUGCUAAAUUGGAUAUAUUAGAAUGUAGUGAUGCCCAAAAAAACUACAAAAGACAGCAGAUCCAUAGGAAGAACUGGUUGUAAGCCAAAGACAGUUAAACGUAACUUUAAUGAUAAGCGAAUCGUGAACAAUAUAUAUAUCGGUGCUGGUAACGCCAGGAGAUGGAUUAUAUUGAAGAAGAAGCUGGACUACGAAAGUGAUGUUGAUUUUGUUGCGUAUCUGUUGGAUCUUGCAGAGCCUCAGUCAGUAAGAGGCAAAGUGGCCCCAAAGUCUGACGAUAUAAACAAGAAAGAUGAUGACAAGGAUGACACCCCAGUGAGGGAGUUUGAAGAGGACACAAAUGAUAGUACGAGCUCCGUGCAGCAUGAGGUCAGUGAUGAUGGGGAAUGGAGACCAUUUGGCACGGCAGGAGAUGCCCCAUUGCGUCGUAGUCCUCGCAAACAAAGUAUUCCUGUGCGAAUCCAUGUCCGUCGAAGUGCACGCAACAUGGUUGCAGAACGAAGGCAACUUAAGAAAGAUGAGAACCCAAAGGGACAGGCACCAGCCACGGUAACAGAGAACAGUACUGCUGUAGAGGAACUGGAUGCUGCAGGAAACAUCACUACAGAUGAGAGUUUAAAGACAGAAGUUGUGCCAGGUGAGGAAGAGAAAGAACCCUUAAGCGAGGAGAUCCCAGUGGUGCAUCCCCCCGUUGAGAAAGAGAAGGAGGAGCCAGUAGAUGAGGAUGUAGGUGACUCCAAAGACUCAGGUGUUAAGGUGGACUGCUGUGGUGACGAUAUUGUACUGGCAGGCCAGAACAAUGUGAGCAUGUGCCUGGAUGAGGUGCACAUCGAGGUUGGGGAGCGUGUCAAGCUUAAAAGACGCAAGAAGAGGAGGAAUCACAAUGCUCAGGAGCCAAGUACAGAGCUCAAGAGCAGCACAAGGCACAAGAGGAAAAAGCACAAGCAUGGAGAACACAGUACAAAGAAAAAACACCAUGAUAUUCGUAGGGCACCUCAAGAUGGGAUUCCACAAGAUCAGCCCCUGGAAGUGGUGCCAGAAACAGAGAGCAAAGAACAGGCUGACAGAUUAGUAGAGGACCGGGAAUUGAAGUGCAGCAAUGAGCUGGAACUUCCCCAGUUGCAGCAGCGAGUGGCCAUCCGUAUCAAGCUAUGCUGUGACUGCAACUCGAGACAUGUGCAGGAUGCAUGUCCACUACGUAAUCCUGCAAUAAUCAUUGGUGAUACUGUGAUAUUUGGACAGUGGCAGAAUGAAAAGAAACAAGCUCGGACUAAGGCACUAAUUUGUAAUGGGGAAAGGACUCCAGAAGAACUUUCAAAUGCUCGGAGUGAUUCGGUGAAUGGUGUUAUCUCUGUAAAUAAUGGGGAAGUUGAUGGACUGAACAAAGAUGGUGGUGGAACAUUCCUGGAGGAGACACAAGGUGAUAGCAUUCCAGAGCUGGGUCAUCCUAACGUGAAAGGAGACAGCACCAGCAGUUCAGAGAGCACCACUGAUGUGAAGCUUUUCUCGAUGGAUGCAUCUGUACAGAGGCUGAGUUUUGCUGAGGAAUCACUGCCUGUGGGACUGGAACUGCAGGUGUGUGACCCAACUCAUGGGCUCAGUGUUGUGACACGCUGCAACCUAAAGCAGUACACACAGUUUGGACCCCUUGUGGGACAGCCAAUUAAGGAGAUGGACAUUCCUGACGACUUCAGCAUGAAGGACAUCUGGGAGGUGUUCACUGACAAGGAUCGGCAGUACCUCAGCACAUUUGAUCCUGAUGGUUCGAACUGGCUGCGGUAUAUUCGGCCUGCACCAGUGAGGGAGCAGCGUAACCUGGCUCCUGUUGUGCGUCAUGGAGAACUAUAUUUUGUGACGGUGGUAGAAAUUGGGGAGGGGGAGGAGUUGUUGUAUUGGUCAGAUGAUACAGCUACCAGUUGGUCCAAGAAGAAGAUGGAGAAGACAAACUGUGGCGGUUGCAACUUACGGUUCUCACACCCACUGUAUUACCGCAUGCACUGCACUGUGUUUCAUGAUCCUAACUUCAGCUUGACCAUCCGCAAGUACCACUGUAAGGUGUGUGGCACAGCUGUUCUGGGCAAGGAGAAUAUCAUGAAACAUGCAGCUGAGAUGCAUGAUGGCAAGGGUGCCUACCAGUGCCAAUACUGCAAAAAGUUCUUCCUGCGCCUUAACUACCUGGAGAUGCAUCGCACAUAUGGCUGUGCAUCAAACCCACAACGCACACGACCUUUGUGUGAUUUCUGUGGGAGAAAGUUCUGCCAACCUCAGAAACUCAAAGUCCACAUCAAACGCAUGCAUAAUGACAUGGCAGAAGUUCUUCGAGAGUUCCAGUGCAAGAUCUGCCUCAAGCUUCUUGGCUCACGAGCAGCCUUGCAACGCCACAUGAAGGAGGUGCAUCACAAGGAUAUUGUGGGGGCUUGCACCUGUGAUCGCUGUGGCAAGAUGUUCCAGAAUAAGUCAAAUCUGAAGAUUCACAUGUUGACACACUCUGGUGUAAAGCCUUUCAAAUGCAAGCAGAAUGGCUGUGUGGCAGCAUUCACAACAAAACAGUGCCUCCAAUUUCACUACAAGAAGGUGCACAGUUUCUCUGAAGAUGCAAUGCCUGCGAUUGAACGUUCAGUUGCGUACACUUUUGAUGCUUAUUCUGGUGGUACUGUUGAAGAACCUGGGCGUGGGAAGACCCCACGGUUUGACAAGGAGAGACGCAGCUCAACAGACAACAACAGCAGUAGUUUGUUGUCACUGGAUGAGAGCAGUUCAGCAUCAAGUGUUAAAGCUGAUGUCUCAGCUACCAGCUCCACCACUGAGUGCAACAGUGGUCAAGAUGACAACAGAGGUGUGAGAGAUGGUCCCCCUCAACUAACACCACCUCCUCCCCCUCAAUCCAAUGAACAUACAGGCCAGCAGCCCCCAAUGUUGGAACCUUAUAUCACACCAACUGCCAGCAAGGUGGUGAUGAGCAAGGGUAGCAAGAAAUGGUUGGGAGAUCCGACUCCCUUGGAAGCCUCUAGAACAUUGCCUGAGAAGGGUCACCUCUAUGAACUUGACGAUGAGAAGGAGCCAGGCAAUGAUAUAGCUAUGAGUAUAGCAGAACCAGAAUGCCACAAGACGCCUCCAUCCAUUUACCGACGGCCUGAAUCAUCGUCGAAUGCAAGUUUAUUAGUGGAGGCAGCUCUAGAUGCAGCAGAACGUGACAUAGACAUGUCUGGUGUCGUCAGUUCUCCCACAGUGAUUACGGCAAAUGACAAACAGAACAGCGAGUCCCUAUACCCACAUCACUUAGUGAAUGGGCAUUUGGUACCCUCACCUUCCCCUCCCACUGACCAUAUGGACAGCUACACUUUGCAGUCUCCUGCAACAACCCCAGACCCACAAGAGGGCUCUCCCUCAGGAAACCUGCAGCAGCUGGAGGGCUACACAUCCCCACCACGCAUGCAUUACAGCAUACAUCAUCAGGAGGACCUUAUCUCCCCAGCUGAGACACCACAUCCGACAGGCUACAUGCAUCACUCUGAGGAGAUGUCACCUGACCAUCCUCGAGGUGGUCACAUGGAUGGCUACAGUCCCCGUUAUGAGCUGCACCAUCAAGUGUCCACUGACAAUCUAUCUAGUGAUGAAGGGGAAGGGGCACAGAACUUAAGCCUGGGCCUCAAGGAGAAGGCAGGGUUAACACUUGACCUGGCAUACAAACAGUAUGAGGUACUAGAAGAACUUCGCCCUGGUUUUGAGCCACUUCUGGUGGGAUCCACAGAGUUGCAGGGGCUUGACAUGUCUUCACGUAGCUACCAUCAUGGGAACUUUGGCUCUCAGGCUGUGUCACGCUACCAUCACACAAGUGUGCUGUAUGAUAUGGCAGCUGGGGGUCCAGACAGGCAGAGUGUUGAUCUCAGCAUGACUGGUCGGGUUGGUAAUGGAUACACUUCCCCUCCGCCUCCUCCCCCUUAUUCACAUUCUGAGGUUCUGCGUGUUGUGAGCUUGGAUCUAUCACGUCAUCACUCUCAUCAUGCCCACCACCAGCUCCCUGCACCCCGUGCCAUGACCCCUUCCCCUGCCCCACCUGGCACUCCUAACCAUGUCAUCCCAGAAAUGAACCGUAUGUCCACAGUCACUACCCAGGGACUGGUGGAUACAGGUCGCAUCUUGUCUCCACCUCCACACCCCAGCUACCAGACCUACCCCUUAUCACCAUCUUCAUACCAUCGCACGCCUCACAUUGCCUCUACCUCUCCCUCUGCAUACCACCAUUACUCAGGGUACUACUAGACAGCUGAGACUAGUCACAUUCACAUUGAUCACUAAUAAAUGUCUUAAGAAUUUCUUGUAUAUGGAAUUAAACUCAUUUUACUGGAGGACUGAUGAUAAGUUUAGAUUAGGUGUGUAACGUAAAUGUGUCUAUCAGAGAGCAUACAUUAUUAGUGUUAUUGGAUAUGCUUCCAGACUGUUAUGUGUUCAUCAUUGGACAGAUUGUUGCCAUUUCUUAAUUCUAAGUAUUACAAUCAUUACCAUCAUCAUUACUGCUGCUGCUGCUGCUACUGCUACUACUACUACUAACUACUACUACUACUACUAC
This is a messenger RNA of Cryptotermes secundus, 4630 nucleotides long. RefSeq lists its product as uncharacterized. The record is from RefSeq and is a predicted model, not a curated record. Gene Ontology annotation, cellular component: nucleus. Bases 91 to 4323 code for a protein of 1410 amino acids. The transcript is spliced from 11 exons. Lineage: Eukaryota; Metazoa; Arthropoda; Insecta; Blattodea; Kalotermitidae.